This is a messenger RNA of Symbiodinium necroappetens, 4311 nucleotides long. Lineage: Eukaryota; Dinophyceae; Suessiales; Symbiodiniaceae. The record is from the annotation of a GenBank genome assembly.
AUGUGGAUGGUCCUCUGCCUGGGAACUGCUUGCCUCUAUGCAGGUGGAGCUUUGCUGUUUGCCCUUCUAGCCCGGCUUCUUUACGUGACUUUCUUUCGGAAGAAAGCCUACGAGCUGACAGGCCUCUGCUGCGCCGUCACGGGGGCAUCGGAUGGUCUUGGCGUGUACAUAGCAACCGCGCUGGCGGCAGAGAAGGUUAAGAAGCUGGUUCUCGGAGCUCGCAGAGAGGAGAAGCUGCAGGAGGUGAAGGCAGAUCUCAUGAAGCGUUUUCCAAGUUUGGAGGUUCUCACGGUCAAGCUGGAUGUAACAGACAGCCACAGCCGCAGCGAGUUCCUCCGAAAGGCGAUGGCCUUUGGACCCUGCCAGGUCCUGAUCAACAACGCCGGUGUUGACAGGAAUGCCUUCUUCGACGCGAUGUCAGACAAUGAUAUGGAUGCCAUGCUACAGACGAAUCUUGUUGGCACGAUACACCUGACGAAGAUUUUCCUGCAAGAGAUGAUGAAGGGCCAGCGCGGCCACGUGGUCAACAUCUCUUCCAUCUCUGCCAAGUUCGCGGUUCCUUUCGGCAGCAUCUACGGCGCAUCAAAGGCUGCUUUGUCUUCGCUUACUGCCUCGCUUCGACUCGAGAUGAUCCUCGAGAAGAAACCCGUUACUUUCCACUGUGUCUCUCCGGGAUUGGUCGUCGAUGCCGGCAUGGCCGCGAAAACCUCGGACAAACUUGGAGUGUCCGUCAGACGAGCAGGAGGAUUUGUUGGAUGGACUACACCGGAGAAAGUUGCCGAUGCUGUCGUCCGGGCGAUUCAGUAUGACGAAGCAGACAUUGUGGUCAACUCGGUGCCGGUGCAGGUUGCGUGGGCCGUCGCUGCUUUCUUCCCCAAAGUCUGGGAGAUCUCAAUCCCGUUCCUGUCUGCCCUGGGCUUGGACGGCGUGGUUAAGCACUUCCGAAAUGAUGCGGGUGGCUUUCUGGAUCAGAGGCCUUUGCUUGUCGACGCUUUAAGGAGUCCUGACUUACAGGAGGCCGUGGUGAGCACCGUGCACGACAUUCUGGCUUGCCAUGUGCCAGAAGAAUCCCCAGACGCAGCGAAGCAUGGCUUCGUGCAAGCUGGUCGAAUAAUCUUGAAGGCUCUUCUCGAUCCUCUGGCUCUGGGCAUGGGCUGGGAUGCAGCAGUCAAGCGACGGUGCGUGAUGACACUUGCCGCCAUCACAAAAGAACUGCUACAGCGGGCCAAGCACUGCCAGCCACAAGAGGUUGAUGGUGCUUCGCUCGAGGCCGGUCCAGAUCCCGAAGUGCAGGCGUUGUUGGAAACCUACGCCCGCCUUCUCGUGCACAGCCUUGAGGUCUCGUCUGAGCUACAUGAAGGGCUUCUUCAGUGCCUCGUUCAGCUGGCAAACGACGAGGCAGGGAGAGCCGGGCUUCUUCCCCGAGCCCGAGAACUGGCGGAACUGUGCGCGUCCCACCUUUUGCAGACUCCGUCAGCGCAGCCACUCUAUGUUCGGCAGGCUAAGGCCGAGUUGGCAACCUCGGAAUCACCACAGCGGACCCAUCGAGCCAGGGAAUUGACACGUGAACUCGCAAUGGUCUGCUGCCUGCUCUUGCAGCGAUUAGCACAAGAGCUGUUGGUUGAGGCAGGCGCAGCAGAAGGUGAGGAGGCCGCGAAGGAGACAUCAGAGGAGCCGUCACUGGAGCCCCUUCGAGAACAGGUUCUCACAUCCUUGCACCGUGAUAAUCUGAAUCUUCAUCGCCUAACCCGUGGACACGAGCCACUACGGCGAGCCAUCGCCGCGGCUCACCAGGCAUGGGAAGCGGAAGUGGGAGCCGAGGUAGCGCGGCCGCCGCCAAAGCCUCGUCAUCGAGGCAUGAAGUCAGCCUUGGCUAUGAGAGAACUGCUGGAGGAGCAAGAGCAGAAAAAGAGGCCGGGACGAUCGCAACCCCGCAAACCUGCCAAAGAUGCAGAUGGGGCUGUGCGAAAGGAUGCUCAGGCGCCAGCGGAGCCGCUGGAGCCGCCGGAACCUCCGGAGCCAGGACCAGGGCGGCCAGGGCGGCCAGGGCGGCCAGAUGGCACUGCCUCAGUCGCCAGCGAUGGCGCGUGCAGCACAGGUGUAGCAGAUGGCGUAGCAGCCGGGGAAGAACAGGACUACGACGUGGCAUCGUACUGCAGUCAUGUCAGCGAGGCCUCAUUUUGGUUGGCAUGUGGGCGUCCGCAGCAACUUCUCCGCUCAAAAGCCGGCUGUCAUCAAGAACGUGCGGUGCGACGCACCAUGGCAACAACACGCUAUGCCGAUGUUGAGAGCCAGCUUCAGGGCGUUAGUGCGCAGCAGGUACGGCUGGGCUUUGUGCGAAAAGUUUAUGGCAUCGUCUGCGCUCAGGUGAUGUUCACUGCGUUGUUCGGAGCUCUUUGCUGCUGGGGGCCGCUGAAUGCUCCCAUCCUGCGUCUGGCGACGAGCAGUCCUCGCCUCCUGCAGUGGGGAACGCUUAUUGCCAGCUUGGUGGCAUUGGCGAUGUGCCAACUGGGAAAGGACCGCUAUCCUAUCAACAUGCUGGGCCUGUGCUUCCUCACGGCAGUCAUGUCGCUGGAUGUCGGGGUUGUCUGUGCGAUGGUGGCGGCCAUCGGACUAGGCGAGCUGGUGGUGCAGGCGGCGGUGAUUACUUCCUUGCUGACACUGGGCUUGACCUUGUACACAUUCAAGUCGAAGCGAGACUUCUCCUUUCUGGGAGCUGCUCUCUGGCCUUUGCUGUUCGGACUCGUCGUCUUCAGCCUCCUUAGCGUGUUCUUUCCAUCGCUGCAGAUGGGAUGGACAGGCCUGCUCUUCUCCUUUGCAGGCGCUGGCAUCUUCUGUGCCUACAUCGUGUUUGACACGUGGCGAAUCCUCAACCAGAUGAACUGCGACGAUUAUGUCCAAGGUGCCAUCCAGCUGUAUUUGGAUAUCGUCAACCUGUUCUUGUGUACAGUAGCGCUGUUGAUGAAGCUGGAGUGCUGCGAGGCCGACGAUGCAUCCCUCACAGCUCGAGGAGGAUGUGAGGCUGCAAAAUCGAUCACCGUCGAUCACGUCAACAUCCUGGCACUUCGAGGCUGCUCCGACGCCGACCUGCGAUGCGAGCGGUGCGGCGAGUGGAUGUUCAGACGACGGCUGCUGGACCGGUUCCCAGGCAUGCUAAGUCUCUGCAUGCUCACAUGGAUUGAAAUUCGGAAGGCUGGGCGCAUGUCUCCACCGAAGGCUUCGAAAUCAAAAGAUCCGCCCAGAGAAGCAAAAAAAGAUGCACCAGUCAAGACGGCCAAAGACGCCGCCACAGAGGUGACUCCAGAUGCCUUGAUGGCAGAGCCGGGUUUCACGCCCGAGGUGUGUCCAAGGUCACACAGUCUGGGGCAUGAGGACUGCCCGGUGCUGGCGGGCGUUUUCGAUUACUUGGCCGCUGGCCGUGUGGAGCUGGCCAUGCAGUGCAUCUUCAGCUUGGGAAACGAACAGACACUCCGUGCAGUUCUGCAGCGGCUGGACUCGGAUGCGGUGUGGCCAGAGCUGCCCAAGCCGGAGGCGCAACAUUUGGCACGGCUGCUGGUGGCGCUGGUGUGCCGUGACCCCUUCAGCUCUGCAGCAAGCGAGGCCUGCCCAUGGCUUGAAGCCUUACUCCGCAGGCCGCAUGGUGAGAACCUGCUCCCGGCAGAGGAGCUCCUCUCACUGCAAGGUGCGCUCUUCAGCGCCUCAGCGGUGGGUGGCGACGUGGGCCCAUGCGCCGCCCGCCUCUACUUCCAGCUCUUCCAGCGUCAGGUCCAGGCAUCAGCUUCCUGCCCCCAGCUGAUGUUCUCAAGCUCGAGAGCUUCGGCCGUGCCAGUUAUACUGCCACAGUGCUUAUGGAUUGGGAAUGGCGGUGGGCGAGAAGAUAUUCGGUUCGUAGAGGAUGGCGGAUUCGACGGGGCGUACACCUACUUUGCUGCCGAGGGCUUCACACCAGGAUCUAACACAAAAAGCUGGAAAGACACUGCAGCGAGACUCAAGAAGCUUGGUAAGCUUUUUGUGCCGUCAGUUGGUCCCGGGUACGAUGACACGCGGGUCAGACCCUGGAAUUCGCACAACAUUCGAGAAAGGAAGGGCGGGGAGUACUACAGCCGCAUGUGGUCUGCAGCCGUGGGCAGUCGGCCCUAUGCUGUAUCAGUCACUUCCUACAAUGAGUGGGGCGAGGGCACGCAGAUCGAGCCGGCGAAGCGCCAUCGAUCGUGGAAAGGAGCAAAGUACGGCAGCUACGAGCCGAAGCCGAGCACCUUCUACUUGACGGAGACCAAGCGAUGGUCAGACCAGUUCAAGGCUGCACUCUAA